GAGACAUUCCUUCUCUCCAGAGAUACUGCCCAUAGAUCCUAUAGCGAGCCUGUCCCGUUGAGUUACUCCAGCACUUUGUGUCUAUCUUCGGUUUAAACCAGCAUCUGCAGAUCCUUCUUACACAUGGCGAAGCGAGUGGCGGUGGUGAGCGGCUCCAACAAGGGCAUCGGCCUGGAGGUGGUGCGGGCUCUGUGCCGGCAUUUCGUCGGCGACGUGUUCCUCACCGCCCGGGAAACGGGCCGCGGGCAACAGGCGCUGCAGAAGCUGCAAGAGGAGCAGCUGAAGCCGCUCUUCCACCAGCUCGACAUCGACGACCUUGAUAGUAUCCAGAAACUGCGGGCGUUCAUGCUGCAGAAAUACGGAGGCAUCGAUGUUCUCGUCAACAACGCCGGCAUCGCCUUUAAAGAUGCCGACACCACCCCGUUCGCCACCCAAGUUCAAUUGACCAUGGCGACCAACUUCUUUGCGACCAGGGAUAUGUGCACGGAACUCCUCACCGUCAUCAAACCUCACGGGAGAGUGGUGAAUGUGUCCAGCACCUUGAGCAAGGUAGCACUACUCAAAUGCAGCCCGGAACUCCAAAAGAAAUUCCGCAGUCCUACACUCACUGAGGACGAGCUGGUGGAGCUGAUGAGGAAGUUUGUCGAUGAUGCCAAGAAUGGGGUUCACCUCCAACAAGGGUGGCCUUCCACGGCCUACGGGGUCUCAAAGAUCGGCGUCACAGUCCUCUCCAUGAUCCAGGCCCGAAAACUGAGUAAGGAGAGAGCGGCGGACAAGAUCCUGCUGAAUGCCUGUUGUCCCGGUUGGGUGAAAACCGACAUGGCUGGUCCUAAUGCACCGGGCACGGCAGAAGAAGGUGCCGUGACCCCGGUCUACUUGGCCCUUCUACCAAAAGGUGCGGAAGGUCCACAUGGAGAGCUUGUGAGCAAAAAAACUGUUCAGGAAUGGUAAGCUGGAAGAGCACAAGGCAUUGGUAACAAAAGGGAGAGAGCACAGAUCAUAAGUGAUAGGAGCAGAAUUGGGCCAUUUGGCCCAUCAAGUCCUCUCCGCCAUUCAACCAUGGCUGAUCUAUCCUUCCCUCCUAACCCCAUUCUCCUGCCUUCACCACCUAACCCUUGACACCCGUACUAAUCAAGAAUCUAUCUAUCUCUGCCUUAAAAAUAUCCGUUCAAAGUUCAUAAGAAUAUUCUUGAUGUACUAACUCGGACAUGCUGAUUGUUGCAAAUUUGUGGUUAUAUUGUUCCACCUAACAGUUGGGAUGAGAUUAAAUAUUUUCAAUAAAGAUCAUCACUUUAUCCCA
Amblyraja radiata (thorny skate) is the source of this 1300-nucleotide messenger RNA. Its product is annotated as carbonyl reductase [NADPH] 1-like. The transcript is spliced from 2 exons. Lineage: Eukaryota; Metazoa; Chordata; Chondrichthyes; Rajiformes; Rajidae. The record is from RefSeq and is a predicted model, not a curated record. The coding region runs from base 124 to 951 and encodes 275 amino acids. Gene Ontology annotation, molecular function: carbonyl reductase (NADPH) activity.